UUAAAAUCGUCUCUCUCUCAAUAAAUACACACUCUAUCAUCCUCUUUUCCGGAUUCAAGUCUGCAUACCACCCGCACUCUAUCAUCCUCUUUUCCGGAUUCAAGUCUGCAUACCACCCACCAUCUUCCUCUGCUUUCUCUCUAAGCUCCCUCAAAGGGAAUUCUCUGAAAUGAGGCUCAGCUAUCCUUUUGGGGCUCUCUGUUUAUUGGUUUUGACAUGCACUUUAGUUGCUGCUUCCUCUGAUGGUUUAGUACGGAUUGGUUUGAAGAAGCGACCCUUGGAUCUUCAUGACAUUAAGGCUGCCAGGAUGGCAAGAAUGCAAAAAUAUGGGGAGGGUCUGAAUGGCAAGCGUCCAGGUAAAUCUGAUGUUGACAUUGUAUCUCUGAAGAACUAUAUGGAUGCUCAAUACUAUGCAGAGAUUGGAAUUGGUUCACCCCCACAGAAAUUCACUGUCAUAUUUGAUACUGGCAGCUCCAAUCUAUGGAUUCCCUCAUCAAAAUGCAUUUUUUCAAUUGCAUGCUUAUUCCAUCCUAAGUACAAGCACUCCAAGUCCAAAUCAUAUCACAAAAUUGGAAAAUCUAUUGCAAUACAUUAUGGAUCUGGAUCAGUUUCUGGCUUCCUUAGUCAAGAUAAUGUGAAAGUCGGCAGUCUUGUGGUCAAAGAUCAAGUUUUCAUGGAGGCUAAAAAAGAAGGAUCUCUUUCAUUUGUAGUGGCACAGUUUGAUGGAAUACUUGGGCUUGGCUUCCAGGAAAUUUCAGUUGGGGAUGUGGUGCCACUCUGGUACAAUAUGAUGGAACAAGGACUUAUAAAAGAGAAAGUCUUCUCUUUUUGGCUUAACCGGAAUCCGGAUGCAAAAGACGGUGGUGAGAUUGUUUUUGGUGGUGUUGAUGCAAAGCACUUCAAGGGGCAGCAUACUUAUGUUCCCGUCACUGAAAAGGGAUACUGGCAGUUUGAAAUGGAUGAUUUUCUUAUUGCAAACCGUUCGACAGGUUUUUGCAAGGGUGGAUGUGCUGCAAUUGUGGAUUCUGGAACAUCCUUGCUUGCUGGUCCAACUACUGUUGUCACUCAAAUCAACCAUGCUAUUGGAGCAGAAGGAGUGAUAAGCAUGGAAUGUAAAGAAAUAGUUGCCGAUUAUGGAGAACAGAUAUGGGAUCUCUUAAUUUCAGGGGUGCAACCUGAUAAGAUAUGUUCACAGAUUGGAAUAUGCAUGUUCAAUGGAGCUCAAUAUGUGAGUUCUAAUAUCAAGACAGUAGUUGAAGAAGAAAACAAGGAGAAAGUUUCUGCUGGGGAUGAUCUUUUAUGCACUGCUUGUGAGAUGCUUGUUGUUUGGAUCCAGAACCAGCUGAAAGAUAAGGAAACAAAGGAGACUGUGUUUGGUUAUGUGGAUCAGCUUUGCGAGAGCUUGCCAAGUCCAAUGGGAGAAUCAGCAGUUGACUGCAAUAGCUUGUCGAAAAUGCCAAAUGUUACGGUCACAUUGGGAAGUAAAGCUUUCACCCUCACUCCUGAACAGUAUGUUCUGAAAUCUGGUGAGGGCCUUGCUACUGUCUGUGUCAGUGGGUUUAUUGCUUUGGAUGUGCCUCCACCUCGUGGUCCUCUUUGGAUUCUUGGAGAUGUAUUCAUGGGGGUGUAUCAUACAGUAUUUGACUAUGGAAAUAUGGUAGUGGGUUUUGCUGAAGCUGUUUAGUUUGACUCAAAUGCAUGUUCAGUAUUCAUCACUUGCUUCUGUUGAAACCCUAGAAAUGUUUGUGAAUUCUGUAAUGUAUGUUUAUUAUUAUAAAUGCUAUACAUAAAUUCGAUGAUGGUUCAUCCAUACGUAUAGUGAGUUGAUUUCUGUAUGUAAUUAACUAUGUUGGUUGCUUAGAUAUAGAUGUUUCCCAAAUCUACUUUGCAAAAACA
Molecule: messenger RNA, 1896 nt
Organism: Camellia sinensis
Lineage: Eukaryota; Viridiplantae; Streptophyta; Magnoliopsida; Ericales; Theaceae
Product: aspartic proteinase A1
Biological process (GO): lipid metabolic process; proteolysis
Molecular function (GO): aspartic-type endopeptidase activity
Source: RefSeq, a predicted model, not a curated record